Molecule: messenger RNA, 1863 nt
Organism: Penicillium malachiteum
Lineage: Eukaryota; Fungi; Ascomycota; Eurotiomycetes; Eurotiales; Aspergillaceae
Exons: 2
Coding region: 1-1863 (620 amino acids)
Biological process (GO): nucleolar large rRNA transcription by RNA polymerase I; transcription initiation at RNA polymerase I promoter
Cellular component (GO): RNA polymerase I upstream activating factor complex
Molecular function (GO): rDNA binding; RNA polymerase I general transcription initiation factor activity
Source: RefSeq, a predicted model, not a curated record
AUGAGCAGAUCUCCCUCUUACGAACCUGAACCUGACGAUUCCUCCGACUCUGAUUUCUCCCUCCGAACUGAUCGCGGACGCCAGCGCCAACGGCGCACUCUCUCCCACCAUGAUCCUUUCGAUUCCAACGUUCCCGAAGUCCAGGUGCAGAUCAGACCUACUGCACAAGUGUCAGUACCAGUACCAGAGCCACAGAAUGACCUCGAAGAACCGAAAUCUUCUCAAAGCCGCUGGGAUAGGCUCGAUGCACUGGUCACCCAAUUGAACCCAAACUCCUUGGCGCAAUACAAAGAUCUCCUGGACGAAUACAUCUACGAUGUAGCGGCUGUUAGAGCGAAUCCCAACGAAGCGCAAUACUCCAUGACACAGAACGGUGCGGUUAGCUGGACCUCGAGAGAAAAACAUUUGCUCUUCAAGGUCCUCGAUAAGAAGGGGAAGAAUGGGAUCAGGCAGAUGGCUGCUACGAUUGGAACGAAAUCAGAAGUCGAGGUAGCGGAUUACCUCAGUCUUCUUCACCGAGGUCUGGAAUCCCAGCAUAUCCUCGAGCCAAAGAUUGACACAAUUGUCAUGGGCGAUAUUCCUUCUGCCAUUGAACUGAGCAAGGAAUGUUGCGAAGAGCUGGACAGAUAUGCGCAGGGACUGGUGAUGCGGGAAGAUAUUGAUCAAGAACUCGCAUGUCGAUCAGUGUAUGCUGAGAAUGCGCUCAUUGGCGUGACUGAAGGGAAAGCACUGGUUGCUAAAGAAAUCAAUCCUCCUCUCCGUGGCAGUAUCCAUCAUGCUGCGAAUUUACUGAAUGUUCCAAUGUGGCCUCAGCUCUCGGCACAGUUUUUCAUGAAUUUCGGUGGUCAUCGAGCUGAGGAUUCUUGGACUAAUAUCGUGAAAUCGAGGAAGGAAUCGCCAGGAAUUUAUGGCGAUGCGCUUAUGGAUUUUUACGCACUUACCAUGAGCAUUACCCGACGCCUGAUGCAAUCGACUAUUUUCUUCGCUAUGGCACGCUUACGUGCUAUGAGUGGAAUCGGCAGAGCAAGAAGAUAUGUCGUUCGAAAACGAGAUGUGAGAGCUGCUGUCGAUGUAUUAAACAUGAAACACGAUCGGGCGGGUUUUUUUGUGGAUGUGUCUCGACGAAAUCGCAUCACCAUCACAGACGAUCUAGAUGAACACGGGGAACCUCGGCUCAUCAGCUACGAUGAAGCGGAGGAUAUUCUUCGCAACCAAGACGAAACGGAUGAUUCGGACACGGACGAUGAAGAGUCUACCAGUGACGAUGAGCAUGAAGACAACGAAUCCAAAGCCGAGACAGGGCAACCAAAACCAGUCUCCCCCUCCACUACGAUAUUUCAACCCCCAUACCAUUUUGAACAAUCCUCCAUCCAGUGGAGCAAGAUACCCCUGGAACCUGAAGAGGAACAUGCGGAUCUUCUCGAUCUAGCACAGAAUCGCCGCGAAGAAGGACAACUAUGGGACAUGCUGGAAAUACCCGCACCAUCUCACCUCAACAUUCCCAUCGCAGGAGACGAAGAUGAAACAAGUCUCGUUGGGCGGAAACCCUACAUCGAACGCAAAACGAGAGAGAACCUGGUUGAUUGGCGUGAGCGUACUAUCUACCGUAGCGAGUGGGAGGAGUAUGGCGAUGAUUUACAGGAUCUUGAAGAUGAACUGGCUGAGAAUCGACGAAAGAGACGCUGGUCAAUGCCAGGGGGGCCUCUGUCCACUGAGGUUAUUCAGGUUGAGGAUUCUUCCGAGGAGGAACAGGAAGAAAUACCACAAGAUGACGAAAUGGGCAGGAGUAAAGUUCCCAUCGAACUUGGUGAUUCUGAAGGCCAGAUGGACGUUGACGACUCGGAUGUGGACGACUCGGAGUAA